AUGGUUAACUUUUUUUUCUUCUUUUUUCUUUUUCUUCUUCUUUUUCUUCUUCUUUUUCUUCUUCUUUUUCUUCUUCUUUUUCUUCUUCUUCUUUUUCUUCUUCUUUUUCUUCUUCUUUUUCUUCUUUUUUCUUUCUUUUUUCUUCCUUUUUUCUUCCUUUUUUCUUUUUUCUUUCUUUUUUCUUUUUUUCUUUUUCUUUUUUCCCUUUUUUUCUUUUUUCUUCCUUUUUUCUUUUCUCUUUUUCCUUUUUCCUUUUCUCUUUUUCCUUUUUCCUUUUUUCCUUUUCUCUUUUUUCCUUUUUUCCUUUUCUCUUUUUUCCUUUUUUCCUUUUCUCUUUUUUCCUUUUUUCCUUUUCUCUUUUUUCCUUUUUUCCUUUUUUCUUUUUUUCUCUUUUUUUCUUUUCUCUUUUUUUUCCUUUUCUUCUUUUUUACCUUUUUUUUUUUUUUUUUUUUCUUUUUUGGUAAAAGUUGGCUUUAUUAUAAGGUACCCUUUGUAUCUACAGAUUUCUUAUUUAUUGCAUUUGAAUUUUCAAUGCUUUCUUUCUUUCCAGACUUUUGUCAGGAAGAUCGAAAGAUGGCGGCAGAGACUGGCUCAAAAAUACAGAGAGAUGACAUGAAGAGCCAUCAACGUCAGCUUUCUGGAGGAGUUAGCAAUCCAGGUUCGAUCGGAAUGAAAGACUCGUCUCCACAAUCAAUGAUGUCAGUGAAUCCUGCUGGUGGAAUGAGUCGGGAACAGGUAUCAUCUUCAUGUCAGCCGCCUGCAGCACCACCGGUGCCCCCUGCACCACCUGGGCCACCUGCUCCGCCAUCUGCUGGCCCACCCAAGACCCCAGCUGCUCCUGCUGUGCCAGCCAUACCCCAGCCUCCACCUGUUGGAGCGCCGCCACCACCCCCUCCCCCACCACCUCCUCCAGCAGUCCCCACUGCAAUGCCUGCGCCUGCCCCUGGAGGAGGGGGACUAGCCGACGCACUCCAGAAAGCAAAGUUAAAGUCUGUUAACCGGCCUGAAGAUGGGGUUGCUGCUGCAGGUGCAGACAGUGCAGGCAAUGCUGCCCAGGCAGGGAUGAAUUCACUGGCUAGGCCACUGAUACCUGGAGCUGAGGACAUGAUGAGCGAGAUGCAGCGAAAAUUAGCUGCCCGGCGUGCCAAGACUGAAAACUCCUCACAGGAAGCCGAUAGCAGUUCAUCUUCACCGGAAGUGAAAAAAAAUAGAGAUAGAAAUACAACCAAUGGCAAUGGGAACAAAUUUAACCAAGCAAAUGGUUCUGAAUCUCCUAAGGUUUCACAAAGGACAAAUUUGGCCUGCCCGGCACCGCAAAAACUUUCAUUGACUGGUCAAGAAACUGUAGCCGUGCCAAAUGGAGGCAGCAACAUUUCCGGUGAUUUUGAAUUGCUGAAACAGGAAAUUCUUGCAGAAAUGAGAAGAGAACUUCAGAAAGUGAAAACUGAUAUAAUUGAAGCAUUGCGUCAAGAACUUAGUAACCGAUAA
This is a messenger RNA of Acanthosepion pharaonis, 1488 nucleotides long. Lineage: Eukaryota; Metazoa; Mollusca; Cephalopoda; Sepiida; Sepiidae. The record is from the annotation of a GenBank genome assembly.